CGUCAUUAAAACAUUGCCAUUCUUCUUAUUCUUGCCGUCAUUUCUGGGCAUCGAGUUGUGAGGCAUUCAAGCGUACUGAAGAUGUUGUUGCCGAUAGUUAUAUGUUCUUUUUAUGCUCGAGUGAUAACAGUGGUGUUGUUUUUGAGUUCGAGGACCCAUUCUUUGGAACACAUUACCAAGUGUGUGGACGAAAGAAUCUCCAUCCGCUGUCCAAGGAAUGAGAGAAUUUGGAUCCAAAAUGCAUACGGAUGCCUCAAUUGUGAAAGAUCGUGCGGCAAACGGCUGUAUAAAACCCCGGAUACGAAUUCGCUCUGGGAUCUGUGUAAUCUACGUGACACCUGUGACCUCAAGGUGACCAAGCAUCGUUUAGAUUUGGACUACGAAUGUGUGCCUUUGGAACGGAUUCCGAUGUACAGUAUAUGUACCCAAGGCGAAAUCAAGAUGACGCCAUUUUACCUCCAUAGCCCGGGAUACCCCAAGGAUCUGUCCAAAAACAGGCAUUGCGAAUGCAACACGGAGUUGACAAAACCAGCCAAAUUUAGCGUGACGGUUAAUCAGGGAAGAUUUCAGUUUGCAGAUCCGGAAAUAAAGUUUGGUCAUUUCGUCAAGAAAAUCAGGGGUCCACUCAGUGUCACCAUUCCGACGAUGUUCAAGGUGGUCUACAAAAAUAAUAACGAGAGUAAAGACCACCGGUUUUGGAUGAAGCUGUCGGUGGACAGUGACGAAGACGUUACUUUAACAUGCAAGGAUGUGAAUGCAAUGCAAUCUGCUGAAGAGAAUUUACAUACAAUAGCUGGCCCACCAAUUUCGACCGUUGCUGGUUGCGCCACUGCCAGUAUCGUUCUGAUAAUCCUCGUCGUUGUUGUGCUUCUGGUCCACAAGAAACGGAAAGGUGCCGUGACGAACAUCGUGAACGUUGAAAGAUCCUUGGCUAACGUAACAGACCAUUGGAAUGCCGCAUUUCCUCGAGUUCAUGAUGAUGAACUUUUUCCUCAAGCAUCUCCCCUCACGAGUAUAGUGACCCGCUACCUCCGGAACGUGUGCAACAACACAAGGAAGAAGCUGGUUGAACUCUUUGCAACACUUGGUGUUCAGGAAACCCAAGACUUGCUGUUCCUCGAUGCAAAAGACAUCGUGCCACCUCUGAAGCUGGUGGAGGCUAGAAGAUUCUUGCAGCAGUUGCAAGACCACGAGCACAGCGGUGGUGAUGAUGACGGAGGUAUAUACAUCGAAACAAUCGACGAUCGUGAUCCACAAGGUGACUGGCAUGAAGAUUAUUCCUACAUCAACCCAGAUGCAGGAAUUGGUCGUAGACCACCGGAGGAUGGCCCAGCAGGGGGCGGCGCGCCACCUUUAUAUCAUAACAAUACGAGGGACACAUCGCAACGUGCUGGCUACCAAACAGACAACCCGGAGUCAUCCAACAAUCAGGAAAAUGAAUAUCUUUCCAUGCGCAGGACUUAAAUGUAACCUCCAGACCGCAACAUAUACCCAGAUUGAAAUAGACACUGGUGCGGGUGGUGUAUCGUGAUGGCGUCAAAGCACGACCCGAGCAUGAAAUCACGUGACUUGCUUGCUGUCGUAACCACCUCUGGGCAUAAUAGGCAGGUUUCGAAACAUUUACGAAGUGCAACGAAGUACUAAGUAUGUAAAUGUACUUUAUUGACGACCUUUUUCGAAAGUUUCCCCGAUUCCUCGUACAAAUCAGUACAGAAGAUGAUUAACGAGAAACCUGCAUUUUAAAGGAUUCCAUCUAUAUAAUAAUACUGGAAGGGGGACGAAUAAAGUCACACUUAGAGGCGUUGGAUUGCCUUGAAAUUUUGCAUGAAUUGUGGUGACACCUUACCCUGAUGCAACGUCUUGGUUUUGUUCAAAAAUUUACUUCAGUGGAGCAGUAAUGAGGGAUUUUUAAUCGUACACUGUCAAUUCUCCUUACCACUUAUUGCUGUUAAAUUAUGCAGGGGCUUAAUCAAUUAUCUGCACUCCCUCUGGGGUGAAUAACAUUACCUUUUGAACAGCUGGCUGUGGGGGAUGAUUGGAACAGCCGGUAUACCUGCUGACCUGCUGAACCCAGGUUAAUGUUAUUCUCAAUCCACGAUUUCGCGUGAAAUGAAAUUGUAAACAAACGCAUGUGUGCAGUUCAAAUGUAAACAAAAAUGUAUUUUUGGUACUUUGGUUGCUGGACUUGGGUUUUCCCGCAGUAAGGAGCUGGGGUCAAAUUGAUGGUCUAUUGUUUAUGGGUGCUGUUUUAGUCAGAGCUAGCCCUUGAUUAUGAAGGAAUUUUCAAAUGAAGGUUACCAUGGUCUGUUUAUGUGCUCACCACAGCUUUCAAUACUUGAUGUAUCUGAAGAGGCACGCUGAACCUGACAUGGCCUUAUCAAGGAGCUGCUCACGAUGCUGAACUUCUAGCUUGCCUGUCGACGAAGUGCCUUGCCCGAGACAUUUGGAAGCCGACAUGUGAAGGCCUAUCUGAGUUCUCCUUCUUCUCCGUAUAAAAAGGGGCAUAUUGCUGACUAAGGAACGAGGCAUAUUGACAUUGCCUCAUCAUCUCUAUCGGACCAAUUGACACACUUUUUAUGCACACAUACAGCACGCCACAGCUAGGUCCGAGUUUGUGGACAAAUGGUUUGUUUAAUUUGCCUCUUCAAUAUUGCUCCUUUGAUAUUGCAUUAGAUUUUCAUUGCAAUUCAAUCUAUUCAAGAUAUAGCCCAUUUGAACCUGCCUGCGCCACGGGUAUAAUGCUAGUACACUAUAAUAUCCCAUACUGAAGACAAUAACCGUAACUGAUCAUUUUGAUCAAACUACUAACCUUACGUACUCAUAUAGCUGUAUAUAUACUAUAAUGCAAACAUAUCCAGGAUGAGUGAAAUGUAAUCCGAAGGUAAUAUUACUAAUUGUCCAUAAUACCCAGACGUUUUAAGCUAGCAGGCAGGGGUGGGCGUUUGUGGUUUCUGAGUGUGAGGGGGUAUAGUGGUGUCUGUUGACUGAGGCUUGAUGCCAGUCUCUCUUUAAGCACAGUCAACAGACAUAUGGUUUCAGUAUUAGGUCUUUCACUGUAGCAAUGCGAAAUGUAAGCAAUUUUGGUUACGUUCAAUUGUUAUCACCAAGGAGCUUCUAAAGUGACUCAACCACUCUCUUGAUUACAGCGGCCGCCUCAGCGCCACCACGCUGGGCCUAAUGGUAUUAUGCUAAUGUUAUUAGGCUAAGUAGCUUCGCGCGAUAUGCACCAUUCUGGGAAAACUCAAUGAGGAGUAUGCUCAUUAUCAUAAUAUAUUCUUAGCACCAGCUCGAGGUUAUCUUGCGCAGUGUUUCUUCGGCCCAGAUACAUUGUGGUGGAAAACGUCCAGUACAAAGAACGCCUGGCUUGCGCCAGGCUUAUAAGUGCGCGAGACUACUGUGAUAAAAAUGACCAUUGUAGAGACUUUGUGACGUGCGCGAGACUACUGUGAUAAAAAUGACCAUUGUAGAGACUUUGUGACGUAGGCAUAUACUUUUUACAAUUAAAAAUGCUCUCAAAAGACGAUAAGGAAUGAUUAUUUAUUAACAUUUCCUGAACCAUAUACAUUCUAAUUAUCACUUUACAUAUAUAGCCUUGGUUGGCGUUAGGUCGCGUGCUUUUCUUUCCUCGUGACAAUAUACAGCAAAAUAGUUACAACCCCAUAAUCGCGCUAUAAGUCCAUAGCGAGGUCACGGUGACCCGUUAUAAAUGUUUCGCCAGCUUCGCUAUUUUGCCGCUACGCGGCGCGUUGGGUCCUUGCGUCAAGUGCACGUACUUAUCUUCUGAAUGUAGUCACAUGGAUUAUAUACCAUAAAGUAGGAGAAGUGACUGGUCUAUUGACACCUCAAAAAUUACCCUCCGAUCAUGCAUCAUUGAGCGCCAUAAUCAUGAAAAUGAAUGUCAAAAUCUUUUUCGCUCAGGCAAGUACAUGUAGUUCAGACGCAAUAUGUAGGGGCAAUUUGACAAGUGUUUUAAUGUCACCUUUAUAUUUAGAAAAAACAACACUAUAACGUUGGCGAAAUAGAAUUCGACGUUUACCUCUUUCAAGCAAGGGUUUUAAUGUCACUCAUUUAACUAUGAUGUUAUCAAAGAGUUUGGAACUUGAGCUUUAAAUUGAUAUCAUGGUCUAAUAAUGUAUAUGCUAUCUGUAACCCGUGAGAGUCGCUGCUUUGAAAUUGCUAUUUUUGAAGAAUCGUGGAAGAAUCUCACGUUUGUGAUUACAUCAUACCUAAAUUGAUGGCGUGGAAACAUUCGUCAGAUUGUUUUGAAAAUGGGAUGUCAAAAACGACUUGGCGCACGCAUGUCGUCACAACGUAAUGGGGUAAUUUGAUGAAUGUUUUGGUCUCAAUUUAGAUAUCGUGAUGGUGGUUUGGUAUUAAAUGGCUUCCAUAUUUCCAAAGUAAUGAUGUCAAACAUUUUCUGGGAAUCCCCAGAAGGGGCCACCUCACCAGACGUCGAUGAGCUACCGCGAUAUAGCAAAAUAUUAUAGAACAAAUUUAUGCGAAUAUAGUCCUUUACUCUAGGGGAAUAUUUUCAACGAAGGUUUCUUUGCCGUAGAGUGAACGCGGUGGCCCUCCUAUCUAAAUGACUUGCAGCCUCAACAUGGCGCCAUUGUUGUUGUUGGUGGUGGUGGCGGUAGUGGUGGUGGUGUUGGAAAGCCGUUAGAUAACGUAUUAUGGUGCCAAAAGGCCGCUCGCUGCCUGGUGUGGCUGAUGUUGUGUCUACCGCUGAGGAUAAUGUCCACUUCAUCGACAGAUACAAUGCAGCGGAGCAGACUCUGAGAAAACUCGCACUGAAGGUUGUUUUUGUUGUUGUAAUUGUAACUGUUACUUAGAUGUAUAAACAUGUACAAUUUUUUAUUCCCGUUUGUAUUCGCCUUCCUGGCGGUUUUAAGAUUUCACGGUACAGCUGGGAGCCACUUUCGAUAAAAAAAAAACAAACAUAUAUCACAGGCCAGUCUUGUCACUACCGAUUAUGACACUCGUCGAACACUUUGACAUUAGAGUGCAUGUGCAUUGUAUAUUGUAACGUUACAUGUUAUAUUCUGUGGAC
Lineus longissimus is the source of this 5050-nucleotide messenger RNA. RefSeq lists its product as uncharacterized. The transcript has 14 exons. Lineage: Eukaryota; Metazoa; Nemertea; Pilidiophora; Heteronemertea; Lineidae. The record is from RefSeq and is a predicted model, not a curated record. The coding region runs from base 82 to 1464 and encodes 460 amino acids.